This is a messenger RNA of Diospyros lotus (date-plum), 849 nucleotides long. RefSeq names its product probable mediator of RNA polymerase II transcription subunit 26b. The transcript has 8 exons. Bases 1 to 849 code for a protein of 282 amino acids. Lineage: Eukaryota; Viridiplantae; Streptophyta; Magnoliopsida; Ericales; Ebenaceae. The record is from RefSeq and is a predicted model, not a curated record.
AUGAACAGGCGUGGAAAUGAACAGUUGGAGAUGAACUCGAACCAACUGGGAAUUGAUAACCAUGACGCAGAUGAGGUCUUGGCUAAGGAGAUUGAAGAGGAGCUUCUAACUGUAGACGAAGUCUUGAGGAUUAAACAGAUCCUUGACAACAGCCAGGAUGAGUCUAAUUCAGAAUUAUUUGCAUCAUUAAGGAAGCUCCAACUGAUGCAUUUGUCUGUGGAUAUUUUGAUGGUGUGGCAACUCAGACAAGUCUUUAUACUGCAGGCUACAUAUAUUGGGGAGUCUGUUAAGGCUCUCACAGAACACGGGGUGAAGAAUAUUAGUGAACUGGCAGGGCAGAUGAUAGAGUAUGCUGUCUUACCUCUAGCUAGGCUGAAACUUUGGAAGGAUAUGAUGGAUGAGUGGUUCGAUAGUAUUAAAAUGGUUAUCGCAGAUUCAAAAGUUGCCCCAGAAUCUGAUAAAUCUAAUGCACCAUAUGAAGACGAAGGGCUGCCUGUACCUCCAUUAGAAGAAGAAGCUUUCUUUACUUUUCAAACUGCUCCAGUAGACUUGUCCAAUUUCUUUGAUGGCAUGGAUGAAGUUGAAAACCUUCUGGACAGAAAGGAAGAGAAAACACAUAAACUAGAAAUUAUAAUGAACAAAAUGGCAGUAAAUGGUGGCAAUGAUACGAUAUUCCAGGAGAAAUCAGAUGUUGCCGAAAUACAAAAGAAACCACUGCAGGCUGCUCGACAAGAUAAGCUCGAGUGCUUAGAUGAAAGUGGAAAACUUGAAGCUGCAAGGAGGAUGGUCCGCGCGGGUUAUAAACAAAAUGGUUAUAUACAUCUAUCCUCCUUCAACCUACUUGCUUAG